Molecule: messenger RNA, 987 nt
Organism: Tetrahymena thermophila SB210
Lineage: Eukaryota; Ciliophora; Oligohymenophorea; Hymenostomatida; Tetrahymenidae
Product: oxidoreductase, short chain dehydrogenase/reductase family protein
Exons: 1
Molecular function (GO): oxidoreductase activity
Source: RefSeq, a predicted model, not a curated record
AUGAUUGAAUCAAUUUAAGUGUUUUUAUCUGAAUUUUAAAAUAGUAAUUUGCUAAUUAAGUUCUUUGUAAUUUUAGGAUUAUACCACAUACUAACUUAUCUGAUCUCUAUAAUUGACUUCUUUGUUAGAUUGGCACAGCCAGGGUUAGAUCUUUAAGCUAGAUUUGGUUAAAACAGUUGGGCAAUAGUUACUGGAGCAUCUGAUGGAAUUGGAAAGUAGUUCUGCUAUUCUUUAUCAAAAAGAGGAUUUAAUGUCGUGCUUAUUGUUAGAAACUAAGAAAAGACGUUGCCUAUUGUAGAUGAUCUUAAAAAAAAAUUUCCAUCACUAUCUUAUAAAAUUGUGGUAGCUGAUUUCUCAAAUAGCUUGAAAGAUGAUUCUUUUUUCAAUAAUAUUGUUGAAAAAGUAAAAAAUUUGGAUGUUUCGAUUCUUAUUAAUAAUGUAGGAAUAGAUUUAGCAGCAGGCGAAAAGUAUUAUCAUAAAUUACCAGUCAAGAAUGUUAUUGAAAACAUUGUAGUUAAUACAGUACCCUAAGCUUUGAUCACUCGUGCAUUAAUAACUCAAUUAUUGAAUAGGUCAUAAAGAUCAGCUAUUAUAGAUAUUAGCUCUUAUGCAGGAGUAAAGACUAUUCCAAUGACUGAAAUUUAUUCAGCAACAAAAGCCUUUAAUUUACACCUUUCUAGAAGUUUAAACUAAGAAUAUAGAAAAAAAAUAGAUUUUUUGACUUUAACUCCAUUAGUGACUUAAACUUAGAUGACUAAUAAAUAAAUCAAACAAGGAGCUUUAAAUGGCUAUAUUUCAGCUGAAUAAUUUACAGAAUCAUCACUAAAUCUAGUUGGAAGAAUUUAAUAUAAUAACGGAAAUUAUAUUCACUAAAUUCAAAGUGCUUUAUCUUCUAUCAUACCUGAAUAUUUGGUAGAUUUAUUAUCUUUUAAGUAAAUGAUUAAAGUAAAAGAUUCUUAUAACGUUGAAUAAAAUAAAAAUAAAUGA